Chelonia mydas (Green sea turtle) is the source of this 1296-nucleotide messenger RNA. RefSeq names its product probable E3 ubiquitin-protein ligase RNF217. NCBI's taxonomy places the organism in Eukaryota, Metazoa, Chordata, Testudines, Cheloniidae. The record is from RefSeq and is a predicted model, not a curated record. Bases 85 to 879 code for a protein of 264 amino acids. The transcript has 4 exons.
GGGAGAAAGCGAAAGGGAAAGGGAAAGUGUGUGUGGGGGGGAGGGAAUUUCCCAGCCCAGGACAGAUGUUCCCGGCAGCCUGCGAUGGCGUCGGGGCAGUGGCGGGCGCUGGCCCAGCAGUUCCAGGUGAUCUGCCCCCCCGGGGAGGCCCCAGGUGCGGGGUCCCCCGGGGCGCUGCGAGGCCAGGUGUCCUGUGGGCACUGGGUGAGCGCGGCCGGGCUACGGGGAUGGGUGCGGGCACUGCUGGACCAGGGCGUCACCUCAUUCCGCUGCCCCUGCUGCCCGGAUACCUCUUGGCUCUGGCAGGAGCUGUGCAAACUUGGGCUUUUCUCAGAUGAGGACCAGGCCAUGCUGGAGGCCCAGAUCCUGACACAGGAUGGGGCCAGGGGCAGCUACCGCCAGUGCCCGCGCUGCCAGCACCUCGUCCAGCGUCUGGACCCCGGUACCUUGCGCACCCCCUGCCUGCCCUGCUCCCAGCGGGCCGGGGGGCUGUACUGCUUCUGUUGGGGCUGCCGCAUGGACUGGAAGGACCCCUUGCCCCAGGGAAAAUCCUGCUCCAAUCCCCAGUGCCCCCUACAGGCCGUGCUGUAUGACGCCCCGGAGAUCCAGGCCCCGGGAUCGUCUGUCCAUGGCUGCCCCUCGCUGCGGGCCUGUCCCCAGUGCCACACCCUGGUGAGCCACACUGGGCUAGGCUGCCCCCUGGUGGUGUGCCCGGAGUGCUGCAUGGAGUUCUGCUACCGCUGCCUGAGAGACCAUCGCGGGGAGGACACUGACGAGACGGAGUGGGAGCAUGACGAGGAUGAAGGCCUGGAUUACGAUAAUUACUGGGAGGCCAGCUGCAGUAUCGCCGGGAGGCAGGAGCUGAAGGGGUCCCCCUAGCCCAAGGGAGACCCCUGGACUCAACCCUUGCCGUGACCCCUGAGAACUCCCCUCCUGCCUGCCAAGGCCAGAUCCUGCCCCAUCACGCUCAGCCCCUCUCCCAGGUUUGGGGACCCCCCAGGGGCCAGACCCCCCCUCCUCGCUCACAGGAUGCCAGGGUCAGUGCACAGGCUCCUGGGCAUCGAGGUGCAGAGAGGAGUAAUACCUCUGCCAGAGACAGGGGUGCAGGGGCCUGUGAUGACGUGGGGAUUUUCCCUUGUAAUGGUGUAUGUGAGCCUUACUGUUGAGCCUAUGUGAGUUUUACUGUUUUGCAUGAAUACUGUGUGUGCCUCAGUUUCCCUGUGUGCUGCACCAAUGCCUCUGUCAAGGUUCCUCCCCCACUCUGAACUCUAGGGUACAGACGUGGGGACCUGCAUG